Akanthomyces muscarius is the source of this 234-nucleotide messenger RNA. RefSeq lists its product as uncharacterized. The record is from RefSeq and is a predicted model, not a curated record. Lineage: Eukaryota; Fungi; Ascomycota; Sordariomycetes; Hypocreales; Cordycipitaceae. The transcript is spliced from 3 exons. The coding region runs from base 1 to 234 and encodes 77 amino acids.
AUGCACGCUUUCAAGGUUUUUGCUACCUUCGCGCUCGCCGCUACUGCUUACGCCUCCCCCGCUGAGGCUAGCCACGAGUCUGAGGAGCCCCUCGCUAUUGCUCGCGUCGGCUGCAAGCAGCAGGGCACUCCAAGUCGACCUGCCAUGUGCCACAAGCCCAGGUGCCCCAGCAACAGGAAGUCUGUCUUCUGGGACUAUGGCUGCCGUGACGGCAGCUGGACGUGCUGCAUCUAG